Hydra vulgaris (swiftwater hydra) is the source of this 1294-nucleotide messenger RNA. RefSeq lists its product as uncharacterized. The record is from RefSeq and is a predicted model, not a curated record. Lineage: Eukaryota; Metazoa; Cnidaria; Hydrozoa; Anthoathecata; Hydridae.
UGAAUAGGUUCAGGGCUGCCAACCCAAAUGAAUACGUUACCAAAGAGUCCUUUGCAGGAAUGUUCCUGCCAGUGUACACAAGGGUCAUGAGUAGAGAGAAAAUAGUAAAAUCCUUUAAAAAAUGUGGCAUACAGCCAUUUAAUCAAGACGCUCCUGAUUAUACCAAGCUCACUCUUGAAGAAGCCCACUCCGGAGACAGUCGAAUAUUUGAAAGAGUGCUUCAAGACGGUCGUGUUGAAGCUUCCACUCAAGUUGAAAAUUUUUUUCAUGUCAAUGUUGCGACACAGACAUCCUCUGACAUCAUCUUGUCUGGUAACAUAAGUACUAGCACGAUGGAAGGACUGGGAGCAGGCCCAAACAUUCACCUGAUAACAAAAUCAUUUGAUGACUUUGUCAUCGAUUCGCCACGAUUUGAUUCACUCAGAAUGGUGAAGAGGCAAAAUUGGUUCCAAUAUGUUUUUGAUCGAAAUCAUCGGCAAGAGGAUGCACCAGCUGUUGAUUCCCUUGUUGUUUCCCCUGUUCAUUCACCUAGUAUUCAUUCUAGUUCAGAUGCACAGUGUUCCUCAAUGUCAGUUCCUCCAAACAGGACUAGGCCUAUGUUGGUAGAACCUCAAAGACAAGCAAGACCACCUGCGAUUAGUCCUGCUCUUAAAAAUCAUAAGUGGUUCCCUUCUCCAAAAAAAGCUAUCGGUUAGUGUAUUAACUAGGCUACCUAUAUUUUAAAUUUAUUAUUAUAAUUUCCAUUUUUAAUCUCAGUAAAAUUACCACAUGUAGCCUAUGGUCAUAAAUUUACUUUAUUAUAACCUGAUUAUUAUUUUAAUUUUUAUUGGAAAGGUUCGUACAGUGGCUCAAGAACUUCAUGCCACAUCUGUAGUGACUUCAGAUAAAGUUGUCUCGAUACUAGAAGGUAUUAGGCUUGAAAAAAAAAAACAAGAACAAGCAAAAGAGGAGAGAAAAACAAAGCGCUUAGUUGCUGAAUUAGCUAAACGCAACAAACCAAGUGUUCCAGCUAAAAGAAAGUUGCUGCCAGCAACAAAAAUGGCAAAGAAGAAACCAAAAAAAUUUUCCAUUACAUAAAAAAAUUAUUCAACAAUUAUUUAAAUAUAUUUUUAAUACCAAAUAACUAAAAAAAAGAACUCAUUUUUUAAAAAGUCUGAGGGUGGCGAACACUGGAACAGGUUCAAAAAAUUGCCUGGCGAUCACGGGGACCGUUCCAGUGUCCGCCACUUUCAACUUUCGGGGGCUAUAGCCCCCUUAUUAAUUAUCGGAGGUCAUUCGUUCCAAGUACAGCGUA